AUGCUGUUACAACAUUUCAUCAAAGAAAAACUGGAAAAGAAUGAAUUCAAAGCAGCUCUUGCAAAUAAGGAAUUAGUUUUCUUUAUGUUUUUGUUUAGGGCAAAGAUUCAUGAAGUUCCCAAAUUGCGUGAGGAAGGAUCUCCUAAAAUACCACUGCAAUGUGCACGUGUUAUAAGGAUGGUCCGAGAUGGCUAUUUUGGCUUUAAAGACUAUUUUCAAUCUCUAUGUAAUACUGUGGACGGUGGUAAAGACUUCUAUUUUCUUGGUUCUGAUUUUGGGAGCUAUUUAGAAGCUCAGGCUGUUGUUGAUAAAGCAUUUGCGGAUUCAAAUAAGUGGACUCAGAUGAGCAUCUUUAGCACAGCCGGUCAGGGAUAUUUAGCAGCAACAGAACAAUCCAAGACUACGCGGAGAAGACUUGGGGAAUUGAACUGUGCAGAUUCCCUUCUGAUGGCUAGCUCACCCUCACCCUCAUCCACACCCCAGUAG
Prunus armeniaca (apricot) is the source of this 486-nucleotide messenger RNA. The record is from the annotation of a GenBank genome assembly. NCBI's taxonomy places the organism in Eukaryota, Viridiplantae, Streptophyta, Magnoliopsida, Rosales, Rosaceae.